CGCGCGGGCCCGCGGAUGGAGGCGGCGGCGGCGCGGGCCAUGAAGGUGUUUGUGACCCGGAGGCUGCCCGCGGCAGGCAGGGCCGCGUUGAUUCAGGCCGGAAUCUGCAGUGUUGAACAGUGGGAUUCCGACGAGCCUAUUCCUGAGGAAGAAUUGCUGAAAGGAGUCACGGGAGCGCAUGGCCUGCUCUGUCUUUUGUCUGAAAAGAUUGACAAAAAAGUCCUUGAUGCCGCAGGAUCAAAUCUUAAAGUAAUCAGCACCCUUUCCGCGGGAGUUGACCAUCUCGAACUGGAUGAAAUUAAAAAACGUGGGAUCCGGGUGGGUUACACCCCAGAUGUACUGACUGAUGCCACUGCUGAACUCACAGUAGCCCUACUUCUCACCACAUGUCGCAGACUGCCAGAAUCCAUUCAAGAAGUGAAGAAUGGUGGCUGGACCACGUGGAAGCCACUUUGGAUGUGUGGCUAUGGUCUUACCGGGAGCACCGUUGGAGUGAUAGGAUUGGGAAGGAUAGGACAGGCUGUCGCCCGUCGUUUAAAACCAUUUGGGGUCAAGAAAUUUCUAUAUACUGGACGCCAGGCAAAGCCUGAAAAUGCAGCUGAGUUCCAAGCAGAAUUUGUACCAGUUCAUCAGCUGGCUGCAGACUCGGAUUUUGUUGUCGUGACCUGCUCUUUAACGCCUGAAACGAAAGGGCUCUGCAAUAAGGAUUUCUUCCAGAAAAUGAAGAAAACUGCCAUUUUUGUCAACGUAAGCAGGGGAGUUGUGGUCAACCAGGAUGAUCUCUAUCAGGCCUUGGCUAAUGGUCAAAUUGCAGCUGCCGGGCUGGACGUCACAACUCCAGAACCGCUACCUAAAAACCAUCCUCUUCUCACCCUGAAGAACUGUGUGAUUUUGCCACAUAUUGGGAGUGCAACCUACACUACGCGAAACACCAUGGCUGUAUUGGCAGCCAACAACUUGUUGGCGGGCCUGAAAGGAGAGCCACUGCCCAGUGAAUUGAAGCUGUAGAAAUUAAAACGCCAAAAGAACCGCAGCCGUUAUGAUGUCCUGUCUUCUGUAAGGCUUCCUCGUCCCGUUAGAGAUUCCCACUCUUCGGCUCAGUUUACAGACCAGCGGUGACCACCCCCUGCCCUCCAAAAUAUAAGACAAAGCACACCAAAACGGGGCUGGUUACAGUGGAGACAAAUAAAGCGGCACCUUAUCGGCCUCGUCGGUUUCA
Molecule: messenger RNA, 1219 nt
Organism: Tachyglossus aculeatus (Australian echidna)
Lineage: Eukaryota; Metazoa; Chordata; Mammalia; Monotremata; Tachyglossidae
Product: glyoxylate reductase/hydroxypyruvate reductase-like
Exons: 9
Coding region: 16-1008 (330 amino acids)
Cellular component (GO): cytosol
Molecular function (GO): NAD binding; glyoxylate reductase (NADPH) activity; hydroxypyruvate reductase [NAD(P)H] activity
Source: RefSeq, a predicted model, not a curated record